Miscanthus lutarioriparius is the source of this 684-nucleotide messenger RNA. NCBI's taxonomy places the organism in Eukaryota, Viridiplantae, Streptophyta, Magnoliopsida, Poales, Poaceae. The record is from the annotation of a GenBank genome assembly.
AUGGCUUCCUGUAAACCCCUCGCUUGCAGUGUCUUGGCCUUGUUCUUUGCUGCAAGCAUGGUUUCAGCUCAGCUUACUGCAAAUUUCUAUGACAAGUCAUGCCCAAAUGCAUUGAACACCAUCAAAACAGCACUUGGAGGACCUACUUGGUCUGUCAAUCUGGGAAGGCGUGACUCAUUGACAGCAAGCCUAGAUGCUGCAAACAACGACAUCCCAGCACCAACUCUUGACCUCACUGAUCUCACCAAGUCCUUCUCAAACAAAGAACUGAGUGCAACUGACAUGAUUGCACUCUCAGGAGGUCACACCAUUGGGCAAGCAAGAUGUGUCAACUUCCGCAACCGCAUAUACAGUGAAGCUAACAUCGACACGUCCCUUGCGACAUCACUGAAAACAAAUUGUCCCAACAAGACUGGUGACAAUAACAUUUCCCCCCUUGAUGCCUCGACACCCUAUGUUUUUGACAACUUCUACUACAAGAACUUGCUGAACAAGAAGGGGGUUCUGCAUUCUGACCAGCAACUGUUCAAUGGAGGUUCAGCAGACUCCCAGACUACGACCUACUCUUCAAACAUGGCAAAAUUCUUCACUGAUUUCAGCGCGGCGAUGGUGAAGAUGAGCAACAUUAGUCCCCUCACUGGAUCCAGUGGACAGAUAAGGAAAAACUGCAGGACGGUAAACUAG